AUGAUACUGUACCUGUCCCGCGUCAUGGAGGAGCGGCGUGUAUCCCUUCUGGACCUUGCGAGCCGGGCGGCUCGUGAGCUCAAUCCGUUGGCGCUCAAAGCGGGACAGUCCUCUUGGCCUUUCUUCGGGCUGAUGGACCAGCUGCAGCUAAUUUGGCAGGCUGGCCAGCAUGCGGCUCCUUUGCUCACGGACCCCUGGCGCCUCCCGCCCGCCUGCCCCACGCUGCCUUCGCAACCCUUUCGAAAAGGCCCGGAGGGCAGCGUCGAGCACUUGGGCGGCUUGGCUGCUGCCUGGGGGUGGCAAGGUCCAUCACCUGCGCAAGACUUCUCGAACAACUCUGUCCUGCGGUUGGCGCGGAACCUGCGCCCUGGGGCGAUCCUGGUGGAUGCCGGGGUGUUCGAUGGCACGGACUGGUCGCUGAUGGGCAUCCUGGCCGGAGCAACGGUGCUGGGCUUCGAGCCGCUGCGCGAGAACCGGAAGCUGGUCGACGAGCGGCUCCCGGCCCAGCUGCAUCAGCAUGGCCACCCGCAGGGCACGAUCGCCCAAGCAUACAGCUUCCUCCCCAUUGCACCGGGCGAGCCGGCACAAGCCUCAGAUCUGGCUGCCAUGACAUGCCGUGACUUCAAAGUCGUUAUGCACGGUUUCGCUGAAGCACGGCGGAAGCUGACCGUGUAUCUUGAGGUGCCCAGGAUGCCCUGGCUGCAGAUCGCUCCAGCCGGUAGCCGGCAGAGGCUCUCUGGGGAUGGGACCUUUCCUGUGACCUUUCCUUGUGACCUUUCCCUGCGCAUCCCUUGGCUCUGCGAUGCUCUGCAGGUGCGCUCCCUGAACAUGACGGUUCGUUACGACUACAGCAGCAUCGCUGACCAGGGCUACCUGACGGGACCUCCCAACAUGGAGGAUGAGGAGGUGGCCUUGACGACUUUGGAUGAGAUCUUUGGCGCCUACCUCAGCGACAUCCCCACUGUGGAGCUGCUGAAGCUGGAUGUGGAAGGCUACGAAAUGGGUGCCCUGCGGGGGGCCGAGUGGCUGCUGUCCGAAGGCUCCUGCUUUCUCUUAGCCCCGGGGAUGGAUGCUAUG
Messenger RNA from Symbiodinium natans, 1077 nucleotides. NCBI's taxonomy places the organism in Eukaryota, Dinophyceae, Suessiales, Symbiodiniaceae. The record is from the annotation of a GenBank genome assembly.